UUGACCCACCGAGGAAUUGCCUCUUAGCCACCCACCAAGAAAACUCAACUGCAUUCAACCUCUUGCCAUUUGCCAAAUAACCAAGUAUUUGUCUACGUUAGCAUCACUUUUCUCGGUUCACACCACUUGUCACGCAACUUCACCUUUAAAACCCCCUCACUCCUCAGUGUCCUUCAACUCUCCUUCCUCAAUUUCAGUACCCUUUCACUCUCCACCCAAACUUCAUUACACUCUCCUCUACGUCUCUCGAAUUAGAUCGAAAGGUUCUCCCUUUGUUGUGCGUUUUCCCCCCCAAGUGUUCGGAAAUCAGAUGGCUUUAGAAGCUCCUAACUCUCCAACAACAGCUGCUACGUCUCCUUUCCACUUUGAGGAUAGCAACUUACACUCCCUGGAAUCAUUCACCAAGCGUAAGCGUUCAAAGCGACCACGUUUCGAUCACGUUACGACCGAGGAAGAGUACCUCGCUCUGUGUCUGAUCAUGCUAGCACGCGGUCGUGAAGCCAACUCCUUCGACACUUGUUCCACUCCUCACCGCCAUCGCUCUCCUACUCCAACAGAGCAGAAGCUUAGCUACAAUUGUAGUGUUUGCAACAAGUCCUUUAACUCUUACCAGGCUUUGGGUGGCCACAAAGCCAGCCACCGUAAGCUUUCAGGUGGCAACGAAGACCAGUCAACGUCAACAACCAAUCCCGCGAGUGCCGGUGGAGUUAUUUACCCAAGCGGUAAAUCCCACGCGUGUUCCAUCUGCCACAAAAGCUUCCCAUCUGGCCAGGCCUUGGGAGGCCACAAGCGAUGCCACUAUGAAGGUGGGACUGGGAAUAGUUCUAGCGGCGUGACCACAUUCGAAGGAGAGGGCUCAACCAAUACCAUGAACCAUAUCAGCCGAAGGGUCGAGUUUGACCUCAACCUUCCAGCUUUGCCAGAAUUCUCACCGGCUAAUUUCUUUGUACCUGACGUUGAUGAUGAGUUGGAAAGUCCACGCCGCGCUAAGAUGCCGCGUGUGUUGGUGCAGAUUCCACCCAAAAUUGAAGUCAACUAAAGAAUUCCAAGUUAGAAGCCUUGUUUUUAGUUGCGUAGGAAUUAAUUAAAUUUUCGACCAGAUUGAUGUAUUUUCUUUUGGUUUUCUAAGACAUUU
Messenger RNA from Hibiscus syriacus, 1135 nucleotides. Its product is annotated as zinc finger protein ZAT10-like. The record is from RefSeq and is a predicted model, not a curated record. Lineage: Eukaryota; Viridiplantae; Streptophyta; Magnoliopsida; Malvales; Malvaceae. Bases 311 to 1039 code for a protein of 242 amino acids. Gene Ontology annotation, molecular function: DNA-binding transcription factor activity. The transcript has a single exon.